AUGAACGAUAGAGAUAAAUUACAUAAGAAAAAAGAGAAGUAUGCCAAUUUAAAUGACGAUGUAGAAUAUGAGGAGAUCGAAAAAAAAAUGAAAAGGAGGAAGGUAGAAAAGAAGUUUACAAACACAAACACAAACACCAUGGAAUAUAAAUUAAAUAUUCAGAAUAAUAUAUUUUUAAAACAUAUGAAAGAGAACAAAGAAAAAUAUGAAAAAAUCGAUAAUGUAGAAAAAAUAUAUAGAAAGUUAAAAGCUGAUAUUAUUUCGUUAAAUGUAUCAUAUGUUCAAAUGGAACAUUAUGAUUCUUUUUUUUAUUAUGAAAAAAAUAAAAUUGAUUUUAUACUUCCUGAAUUAGAUAAUAUUAUUAAUUCAUCAAAUAUUGAUACAUUAAAAGAAUUAUGUGAUAUAUCGUUUUAUCCUAUUUAUAAUCCAACACUCAGCAAACGAAUAAUAGAAUGGUUGACAAAAGAUAGAAAUAAUAAUGAUAAGAAGGAAUAUACUGAAAGUGUUAAUAUGUCUUAUUUAUUUAGUUUGAACAUCCUCUUAUCAUACUUAAUAUAUAAGAAUGAUGAUAAUUCAAAUUAUAGCUGCAUGAUAUACCUUAAUAUGCUACACUGGAUGCACAACGACAAGAAAAUUUUGAAAUUUCGUCUGUUCAUACUCAAAGGAAUACUCAAGAGAUUCUUAUUUUGUUGUUCUUAUUUUAAUGAUAAAGAAAUUUUAAAGUUAAAAAAAAUUGAAAAUGAUAGUGUGAUAGAUGAGGAAAAACUUGACGUUUUAAAAAAUAUAUUUCUUACUUUGCAUAACAGCGUGGAAUAUAUAGAUAUAAGUAAUUUGCUAAACAUAAAUGAUAAGAAUUGUAUAUUUGAAUUAAUUAAAUUUUUUAUCGAGUUAAUUAAAAAGCCUUUAAUAUAUUCUUUACACAUACUAUGUGUAAACUAUUUAAUAAAGAUAGUGAAGAGUUGUUAUGACUUUCGUUUUACGUAUAAUAUAAAUGUAGAAUUAUACGACAUAGGCCCAGAAGUAAAUAUUUUUGUAAAAAUUAUAAAUUUAAUAUUAGCGAAAAUAUUGUCUGUUAUAAAAGAUACGAAGAAUGAUGAAAAUAUGUUUUGUUUAGAACAGAUAAAUAAUAUAAAUAAUUUAAUUACUUUAUUCUUUAUUAACGUUUUAAAUAAUUGUGUUCGUAUUAUUAUACCACAAGUUCUAAUUAAUGAUAAACUAAAGAAACAAUAUUUAUUAAAUAAUGAAAAUAAAUAUAAUAGGGAAGGAAAUACAAACAACGAUGACAAAAUAUUUGAAGAUGAAGUUGUUUUGAAUGCAUGCAAUCCUAUAUUUUCUUUUAUUGAAAUAUUUAUAAUAAAUCACAGCGAUAAAUACGAAAAAAAUGUAUUUAUCGAACUAAUCAAAAUAUUAAUAAAAGAAUGCCGAAAAAUUGAAAAGAGAUAUAAUAUUAUGAAAAUGAUUUCUGAUGAAUAUAUUUUAUUCAUAAAGGAUGGUGAUAGUAAAAGGAAACAUGACAAAUCUAUAGAUACAAAUUAUAUAAAAAAUCGAAAAGUAAGUAGAAAGAGGUUUGAUUCUAAUGCUUCUUUUAAGUUGUCAGAUGAGUAUAGUUCAUCUAUAUAUUCGGAGACGGAAGAUGAGGAUAAGAACGAGGACGAUGUACAUAAAAAUGGAAUAAGAAAUAUAACUAAUAAUCAAAAUGGAAUCAAUGUAAAUGAUGACGAUGAUAGUAAUAAAAGAAAUAAUGAAAUUAACGAGGAAACAAAUCAAAUAACUAUGAAAGAGAGUACAAAAAUUAAUAAGGAUGAUACAAUAUCAUCACAAAUGGCGGAACAAAUAAAAUCAAACGAGUCAUCAGAAGCAAUAGAUGAUCCUAAUGAAAUAAAUAAACAACCAAAGAAAAAAGUGUAUAGAAAUAAUUUCAUUAAUAAAUUGAAUUAUAAAAGAAAAGGAACAUUUCAUGUUGAUAAUAAAAGAUAUUAUAUUACAUAUGAAAGUGUAAUGGUUAGAUAUUUGAAUUUGUUAUUAAAAUAUAUGAAUUGUGAAAGAUAUCAUAUAAGAAAUACUAUGCUUGAUUUAUUUUUAUCUUUAAUAAAAAAGAAAAGAACAAAUAAAAAUGAAUCUAUAUUUCAAAGUUUAUUUAAACUCUUUUUGGAACGUUUAGAAGACCCGAAUGUAAUUGUAAAGGCAAAGGCGUUAUCUAUCUUAGUUACCUUAACGAAUAAGAAAUAUUAUGAUAAUUCUUUAAUAUAUAAAUUUAUAUUUAAUAAAAUGAAUGAAAAAAUAAAUAUGUAUAAAAUUAUAUCAUCCAACAUUUAUAGUAAUCGUAGUAAUAUACGAAAACUAAUUAUACAAUAUAUAGAAGCCAUUUUUGAAACAUUAAUACAUAAAAAAUUAAAUUAUAAAAUAUUUUUUUUUUUUGUAUGUAAUUAUUUGUGUACAUUAUCAUUAGAUGCUAUGUCUUCUGUACGUAGACAAGUAUUAUUAACUGUUAAUAAUUUAUUUAUUAAUGCAAGUCAUGAUUUUCAUAUUACUAAAAUAUGGAUAGCAAUAAUUUUUUCCGCAAUUACUGAUAUCGAAGAAACUAUAAAAGAUGAAUGUGUAUCUAUAUUUUUAAAUACGUUUAUUAAACCUGCUUUGUCAAGUUCACUAUUAAAUAUAAAUGAGAACAAAAUUAAACAAGUAUUGAAAAAGUAUAAUAUAACUUAUUUUAGAAUUAAUCAGGAAUUCGUUGAAAAAAUUGGUAUGAAAUAUUUAAAUGAGAAUCCAAGAAAAUAUGAAUGUAAUGAUGUGCCAAAUAAGGUGCCUAUUAUUUCAUUAAGUGAUGAUACAAAAAAUAAUAAAUUUAAAAAUGUGAAUAAUAUUGACUAUAAUAAUGAAGAAGGAAAGAUAUAUGAAUAUAAUAAUUAUAGUAAUAUAAAUAUGGAUAAGAUAAUGGAAGAAAAAAAAAAUAAGAAUUUGAAAAAACCAAGUGAUGAAGAAUAUGAUAGGAACAAUGAUGGUAUAUUAUAUUUAAUUCAUUUAUGUAAUAUAUAUUUUGAGAAUGAUUUAAAUAAUACUUUUAUUUGUAUAUUAAAAUAUAUGACUAAAUAUGAUUUAUUACAUUUUAACAUAAUCAUAUCAUAUUUAAAAAAAAAGAAGAAUAAUACAUUAGAAGAAUUUAUAAAUUUUUUAAAUUCUUUUUUAUAUAAUAUGAGAUAUUUUUCAAUAAAGGUAUUAAAUACAUUUUUAUUAGAUUUUAUAAUACAGUUAUCUAAAGAAUAUGAGAAAAAAAUAAAAUUUGAGAAUGUGUUAUUUCUCUUAAAUAGAUGUUACGAAAUAUAUUUGAUGAAUAUAGAAAAUAUGAAUAAUAUGAAUAGUGGAAUGAAUAUGGAAUUAUAUAAUAACAAAUAUAAAACGAAUCAUAUAGAAAAAAAGGAUAAUAAUGAUCAUUUUGAUGAUAACAUAUCAAACGUAGUAUUAAAUGAUAAUAUAGAAGAAAAAGAAAAUAAAGUUUUGAUUGAUUAUAUAUUAAGUAAUGAAGAUUUAAUAUAUGAAAAAGAAAUAUGUAGUAAUGGAAUAUUAAAAAAUAUUUUAUUAAAAUUAUUUACUAUUCUUUAUAAUUUGUUAGAUACUACAGAAGAAGAAUUAGAUGAAUCUUUUUUGGUUAAGAUGGAAAAUACAAUUUACCAUUUUAAUUGUCCUAUAUGUUUUAUAUAUAUAAUAUUGAAUAUUAUAAGAAAGAAAAAAAAAAAUAUAAAUGAAUUUAUAGAAAAGUUAAAAAAUAAAAUAGUAUAUUUUUUUGAACAUAUCGAAUCUAUUGAAUUGAAUAAUAUAUUUUGUAAUAUAUUAAUAACGUUUAUAUUCUUGAUAAAUGAUUUUAAAAAGGGUGAUACCUUUUUGAAUAUGGUGUGUAUAAAAUUGAAGAGGAUUCAUGAAAAUAUUGAUAAUAAUACGGAAAUGAAAACAACAAGUAAUAAUAAUAUUAGUGAUAAUAAUAAUAAUAAUAAUAAUAAUAAUAUUAUUUGUGGUAGUAGUAAUAGUAGUUGUAAUAAUAAUAUCAUGAUUAAGAAUUGUAUUUAUUUAACACAAAGCAUUUUGGUUAUUGAUAAAAGUGUUAGUAUACGUAAUGAUUUAUUUUUAAAUUUUGAAAAAGAUUUAAAGAAUGUAAAUACAUGUAUGAAUAUCCUUAAUAAUUUAAUUAUCCUUUUAUAUUAUAUGAUAAUAAAUUUUGGUAGUUCAUGCAACAAAUUUGUUUUUGUUCUUUUACGUUUUUUUAAACAUGAUAAUUCUUUCCUUAGAUAUUUAUCAUUUUAUGUAUUAUCUAAAUUAUUAUCAGAAGAUUAUAUAAAAUAUAAUAAUCAAUUUUUCUUUGGUGUUUUAUAUUUAUUAGCAGAUAAAAAUGAAAUAAUACGUAAACAAUCUUUAUCUGUAUUUAAACACAUUUUAAUGAUGUAUUCUAAUAAAACGAAUAUAAUAAAUUAUAUAAUAGAAUGUAUAUUUGUUUUAAACAAUUUUUAUAACUUCAAAUUAAGUAAACAUUUAAUACAUAUAGGAAAUAUAUUUCAUAUACAUAAUAAAAUUGACAGAUAUAAAAUUUAUUCAUAUUUAUUAGAAAAUUUAAGUAAUAGUGAAAAAUUUUCUUUACAACAAAAAUUAAUAAAUGAAUAUUUAAUACAAUAUGUAUAUAAUUAUGAUAAUUAUUAUUUCGAAGAAGAUGAUGAUAUAAGAAAUGAAAAUACGAAAAUAAAAAAAAAAACAAUAUUACCAUUAAAUGAUGAAGAUAAUGAAGGUUCAGUAUUAUUAGAUGUAUUAAAUAUUUUAUCUUGUAAAUUAAUGAAAAUUAAAAUUAAAAAAGAUUUCGCUUCUAAAUUAGAAGAAAAAAAUAAAAAUAUCAGAAUAAAAAAUGUAGAAAAUAGUGUAAAAGUAUUAAAUGAUUUAAUGAAAAAUAUUUUAAAAAAAAAUACAUUACCAAUCUUAUUAUCAUUAAGAACAAUUAUGUUUAAAACCAAAUCUUUUUUUUUUAAAUAUAUUAAUAAUUUAAUUAUAUAUUUAUGUAUAGAUUAUAAAGAUUCAAUAGAGGAAUUAAUAAAUGAAACACAUAUUAGAAAUGAAAUAAUUAUAGAUUUUCAAAAUUUUAUAUAUGUAGAUUCCAUAUUAUUACAUGCUGAACAGUAUAAUCAUCUAUUCUUUGAUAAAAAUAAAAAUAUCAAUAUCAAUUUUCUACAACAUUCGGAAAAUAUAUUUGACACACAAAUAAAUCAUCACCAAAAUAAAGUUAAAAAGAAUAAAAAAAAUAUAAAAUAUUAUCACACAAUGGAUAAUAAUCAUAAUAAUAACAAUGAUAAAAAAAAUAAUAAUAAUUAUUCUUAUUACACUUCUAGUGAUGAAUAUCAGCAAGUUGAAAAAGUCUUACAUGGAAUAUCAUCUGACAGCGACGAAUAUGCCCAAAAAAAAAAAAAUAAAAAUAAAAAAAUGAAAAAAUAA
Messenger RNA from Plasmodium reichenowi, 5463 nucleotides. RefSeq lists its product as hypothetical. Gene Ontology annotation, molecular function: histone binding. Lineage: Eukaryota; Apicomplexa; Aconoidasida; Haemosporida; Plasmodiidae. Gene Ontology annotation, biological process: meiotic chromosome condensation; mitotic chromosome condensation. The transcript is spliced from 5 exons. The record is from RefSeq and is a predicted model, not a curated record. Bases 1 to 5463 code for a protein of 1820 amino acids. Gene Ontology annotation, cellular component: condensed chromosome, centromeric region.